AUGAGUUUAGGAGCAGCAUGCGUCUUCCUGAGGGGAGGGAAGCAUAUUGACAGAGAGCUGGCCGAUGACGAAAUUGAAGAGCUACGCGAGGCGUUUACUGAGUUCGACAAGGACAAGGAUGGGCUGAUCAGCUGCAAGGACCUGGGCAACCUGAUGAGGACAAUGGGCUACAUGCCCACUGAGAUGGAGCUGAUCGAGCUGAGCCAGAACAUCAACAUGAACCUUGGUGGGAGAGUAGACUUUGAGGACUUUGUUGAGCUGAUGGCCCCAAAGCUGCUGGCUGAGACUGCUGGGAUGAUCGGCGUGAAAGAACUGAAGGACGCUUUCAAAGAGUUUGACGCGGACGGAGAUGGAGAGAUCACAACAGAGGAGUUACGAAACGCCAUGACCAAGCUGAUGGGGGAGCACAUGUCUCGAAGAGAGAUUGACGCUGUGGUACGAGAGGCUGACAACAACGGGGACGGGACAGUAGACUUUGAAGAGUUUGUUAGAAUGAUGUCACGCCAGUGA
Molecule: messenger RNA, 510 nt
Organism: Salvelinus namaycush (lake trout)
Lineage: Eukaryota; Metazoa; Chordata; Actinopteri; Salmoniformes; Salmonidae
Gene: cabp5a
Product: calcium binding protein 5a
Exons: 6
Coding region: 1-510 (169 amino acids)
Molecular function (GO): calcium ion binding
Source: RefSeq, a predicted model, not a curated record